Messenger RNA from Clunio marinus, 4334 nucleotides. NCBI's taxonomy places the organism in Eukaryota, Metazoa, Arthropoda, Insecta, Diptera, Chironomidae. The record is from the annotation of a GenBank genome assembly.
AGCUUUCUAUUUUUUUCUCGUGUGGAAUAUGAAUAAACUCAUGUUGUAUUAAACUGAUCACAGAGUUUAAUGCAAACAUAAUUUUAUAGUGAUGUGUCGUCCUUUUAGCUUCUAUGAAUAUCAAAGUAAUGUGAAAACAUGGAAUACUAAGUAGAAAACAGAACAGCUUUUCCCUGUAGCUUACUCGUCAUUUCUCCCAUCCUAGGAUAACGAUAAAGUCAUAAAAUAAUAUUUUUACUAUAAAUAUUUGUGCUGAAGCUAACAAUUGUGAAGAUAGAGUGCACAAGAAGUAGCAAGCAGCAACAGCAGAAAUAAAGUAUUGAGGAAGUGCUUUCGAUUUCCCACUAGCUCACUCGUAUGAGAAAAAAGCAGAGAAAAAUAAACUGAAAUUUUUUAUUUUUUUCUGAUAAGCAUUCAAUGUUAUCCUAAAGGAAAAAACGAGAACAGAGUAAAAAAAAUUAUAAUCAAAUUACAUGUUAUUACAUGGAAGCGGUAAAAAUGUGCUUGUUCGUAUUAUAAGAGAAAAGAAAGAAAAUUGAAAAUUCUGUUUUCGCUUGGGUUGUGAAGAAAAAUAAAAUAUAAUAAAAAAAAAGAAAGAAGUGAAUUCAAAUUGAAGUUAAAGACUUCGUAAGGAGGAUCUGCUCAACAGAAUAGUGAAAUAAUGUGCUCGUUAAGAAUGUUUGGUGCCCAUGGGCUGCUAAUAUUGAUUUUCAUCGCCCUCGGGACAAAUGGCCAAAUGUUAACCGAGAAGAUUCCUCUAGGUGCAAUAUUUGAACAAGGAACGGAUGAAGUCCAAUCAGCAUUCAAAUUUGCUAUGCUCAAUCAUAAUUUAAAUGUCACCGGAAGGCGAUUUGAGCUUCAGGCAUAUGUUGAUCUUAUAAGCACGGCUGAUGCUUUCAAAUUAUCUCGACUAAUUUGCAAUCAAUUUUCUCGUGGAGUAUUCGCUAUGUUAGGUGCAGUUUCGCCAGACUCAUUUGAUACAUUACAUUCCUACAGCAACACAUUUCAAAUGCCAUUUGUGACGCCUUGGUUUCCUGAAAAGGUUCUUACUCCGUCAUCAGGUUUUCUAGAUUUUGCUAUUAGUAUGCGACCGGACUACCACCAAGCAAUUAUAGAUACGAUACGGUACUAUGGAUGGGACAAGAUAACAUAUUUGUAUGAUUCGCAUGAUGGACUCUUGAGACUGCAGCAAAUAUAUCAAGGUUUAAAUCCUGGAAAUGAAACAUUUCAAGUGGAAAUUGUAAAGCGUAUAAAUAAUGCUAGUGAAGCGAUUGAGUUCUUACAGAAGAUCGAGCUACUAAAUCGUUGGUCAAGAAAGUAUGUUGUUCUUGAUUGUCCCACAGAUAUGGCUAAAGAGAUUGUUAAAAGUCACGUGAGAGAUGUUUCGUUGGGAAAGCGAACAUAUCAUUAUCUACUUAGUGGUUUGAUUAUGGAUGAAAGAUGGGAGAGUGAAAUUAUCGAAUAUGGUGCUAUUAACAUAACAGGAUUUCGUAUUCUCGAUACACAUAAACGUUAUGUGAAAGAGUUCUUAGAUGGGUGGCGUAAAUUAGACGCAACAACAUCGCCCGGUGCUGGAAAAGAACAAAUAUCGGCACAAGGAGCCUUGAUGUAUGAUUCGGUGUUUGUUUUAGUCGAAGCAUUUAAUCGUAUUAUAAGAAAAAAACCAGAUCAAUUUCGAAGUUAUACGAUGCGACGACAAAAUGGUCAAGUCAAUGGCACAACAAAGUUUCUUGAGUGCAACACAUCGAAGGGUUGGGUGACUCAGUGGGAACAUGGAGAAAGAAUUGCAAAGAAUUUGAGAAAAGUUGAAAUUGAGGGACUCACUGGUGAUAUUCGUUUUAACGAUGAAGGCAAACGCAUUAACUAUACAUUGCACGUUGUUGAAAUGACCGUCAACAGUGCAAUGGUGAAAGUUGCUGAAUGGUCAGACGUGUCAGGCAUUACACCCAUUCUUGCUAAAUACACACGAAUUAGAAAUCACGAAAUCGAAAAGAAUAAAACUUACAUUGUCACGAGUAUCAUUGAAGAACCUUACAUGAUGUUGAAACAACAAGAUUUAAGUGGAAAAGUUUUAGACGGAAAUGAUAAAUAUGAAGGAUAUUGCAAGGAACUUGCUGAUCUUAUUGCCAAGCAAUUGGAUAUAAAUUAUGAAAUAAGAAUUGUUAAAGACGGAAAUUAUGGCUCGGAGAAUCCAAAUGUCAUUGGUGGAUGGGAUGGAAUGGUUGGUGAAUUGAUUAGACGUGAAUCAGAUAUCGCAAUUGCAUCAAUGACUAUAACAUCAGAACGAGAACGUGUCAUCGACUUUAGUAAGCCUUUUAUGUCAUUAGGCAUUUCCAUUAUGAUCAAAAAGCCCGUCCGACAACGUCCCAACUUCUUCAUGUUCCUCAAUCCAUUAUCGAAAGAGAUUUGGGUUUGUGUAAUUUUAAGUUUUCUGGGCGUGAGCAUUGUGCUGUACAUCGUAUCCAGAUUUUCCCCACAAGAAUGGCGACCUAUUAGUGCUCAGACACCGCCAAAUAAUAACUUCACUAUGCAAACGCAAACGAUAACGACACAUCAGACCACUUCGCUUAAUGAAUUUAGUUUGUUAAAUUCAUUUUGGUUUGCAAUUGCUUCGCUCAUGCAACAGACUUGUGACUUUUCACCGCGCUCGUUGUCGGGACGUAUUGUCGGUUCAGUAUGGUGGUUUUUCACGCUUAUAUUGAUUUCAUCGUACACUGCAAAUCUAGCAGCUUACUUAACAGUUGAACGAAUGGUGACUCCAAUUAAUUCCCCCGAGGAUCUUGCCGCGCAAACAGAAGUGCAAUACGGAACAUUAUAUCAUGGAUCAACAUGGGAUUUCUUCCGAAAAUCUCAAAUAUCACUUUACAAUAAAAUGUGGGAAUUCAUGAACUCGAGAAAGCAUGUUUUCGUCCAUUCAUAUGACGAGGGUAUUCGACGGGUUCGGACGUCAAAAGGCAAGUAUGCUUUGCUCAUCGAAUCGCCAAAGAACGAGUAUAUCAAUGAACGUGAGCCUUGUGACACAAUGAAAGUCGGACGAAAUCUCGAUGCGAAAGGCUUUGGCAUUGCAACUCCUUUGGGAUCGCCACUAAGGGAUCCCAUAAAUCUAGCUGUUUUACACUUGAAGGAGAAUGGGGAAUUGGCCAAAUUACAGAACAAAUGGUGGUUUGAAAAGACCGAAUGCAAAGGCGAUAAAGAUAAUCCUACGAUGUCAAGAAAUGAAUUGUCGCUGACUAAUUUGGCGGGAAUAUUUUACAUACUAAUUGGAGGAUUGCUUGUGGCACUUGCUAUAUCAUUGGUCGAAUUCUGUUUUAGGAGUCAAAAGUCGCCAACAACCACAUCACUUACAUCAAAUACCAUGCAGAUGACAGAUACAAUGAAACCUAAAAGUCGACUUCCGAUUACAAGUGCCAGAGAUUAUGAUAAUGGACAGUAUUAUCCUCAAAGCCCUUCAAUGGAACAUCCGGAAACUCACCACAUCAAUGCUCAUCCGCAAACUUGAUGUCAUAAUGCGUAGGAGUCAAAGCAGAAUUAUUUCAUAAACUCCUACGCAUUGAAGACUUUUGAGAACACUCUCAAUAAUCAACAGUUAAUUCAUUUGCAUCAGCAAACGAAUAGUAGUAAUUUUAUGAACCAGAAAUCUUCAAAUUGAUAAUCAUUUGGCCACCGAAAAGAGCAACACAUAUAAUAAGCUAUAAUGCUAUUAUAUUGAGGGAAUAAUGGAUAUGAUACUUAAAUCUGCAUACAAAUUUCCCGAAAAAUAUCAAAUAUUUGAAUACAUUGUCGAAAAAUGAAUCAAGUGUGAACGAAACUUGUCGUUCAAGUCAACAACAAUCAUAAAUUGAUUUUUGUUUUCUUUUUAUAUUAUUAUUUGAUAUGAAAGCUAAAGCACAUGUGACUUAAGUUUCUUUAGGUGAAUGAAAUUGGAGAAAUUGUGAGAAAUUAAUAUUAAAACUAACAAUCUAAGACUUACUAUUUAAUAAUUCAGAUAUACAUUCAGUCAUUAAGUGAAAACACUAUAAUAUUUAACAUAAGGUUAAAUUAAAUUUAAACAAAUCACAUGAACAUUGUUUGUUGUUAAAUGUUUGAUUCUCAAUUAAAACGACUGUAAAAAAGGCUACAGUAACUUUUUUAUGUUUGUUUUUGUAUAAAAAUGUAUAAAAUUUGAGACUCAAACUAAAUAUAUUUAAAAGGAUAUCAUUGGAAUAUUGUCAAACAUUGUAAGCAUCGUUUAAUAAAGGAAUAUUAAAAUGUAGAUAUAUCAAAAAGGAUUAAACUUAAAGAUCAAUUUGUACAUAAAUAAUAUCCCAAUAAAAGGAUUUAGAUGUAAAAUUACA